GAAAUAGAGUAUUGGCAGCACCAGGGUUACAGUGUCAGAACUCGUCCAGACCUCGAUUGGAGCAGAACUGAUGAUCAUACAUUGGAUACAUCUUUUGACAAGAUGUUGUUUAGUGAGGAGUGUGACAGCCUGGGCCAGCUGAUGGAGUCUGGGUGUGCAGUUAAUGUUCCCAAUAACCCUCUCAGCCAGUCACCUGCCCACCUGGCAGUCUGCGGUGGACAAGCUUUUUUUCUCCUUUGGCAGUUACAGACAGGACUUGAUAUUAACCAGCAGGACACUUGUGGGGAGACUUUGAUCCAUAAAGCAGCCCGGUCAGGAAGCUUAGAAUGUCUUAGUGUGCUUGUUGCUAGAGAAGCCAAAUUAAAUGUAUGCAAUAAGGACGGGCAAACAGCUGAAGACCUAGCAUUAUCAAGUGGAUUUAUGGAAUGUGCACACUAUCUUGCUGCAGUUAGGAAUACUCGGGAUACAUUUUUAAAAGCACAGUCGUCUAUGCAUGAACUGAGGGACGCAUCAGCUGGGCACAAAAGAGGGCAUCACUGCGGAUCAGUGUUACAUGGCAAGAGGAGGAGAGCAUCAGAUGAUGGUUUCAUUUAGUCUGGAUAUGGAAGUGAGGAAGAGACUGUUCCUUCACUGAGGAAGUGCUUUGUCAAGGAGCAAACUUUACCUAUAGCUUAUAUUAAGCUCAUUUCUAACCUUUCUUCAGGAAAGAACUUUUCUACAUGACUGAAAGUUUUAUUUCAAAAGAUAUUUCAAAUUGUUGAAUGUCCAUUCUGUGCUUUAAAUUAUAUAUAACAUUUGAUACUUUUAUACUAAAUAAAGUUUGAUUUUUACAAAUGUUCAAAGA
Messenger RNA from Bombina bombina (fire-bellied toad), 844 nucleotides. RefSeq names its product ankyrin repeat domain 37 (gene ANKRD37). Gene Ontology annotation, molecular function: protein binding. The transcript has 5 exons. The record is from RefSeq and is a predicted model, not a curated record. Bases 103 to 594 code for a protein of 163 amino acids. Lineage: Eukaryota; Metazoa; Chordata; Amphibia; Anura; Bombinatoridae.